Molecule: messenger RNA, 2415 nt
Organism: Plectropomus leopardus (leopard coralgrouper)
Lineage: Eukaryota; Metazoa; Chordata; Actinopteri; Perciformes; Serranidae
Gene: dlg4a
Product: discs, large homolog 4a (Drosophila)
Biological process (GO): establishment or maintenance of epithelial cell apical/basal polarity; AMPA glutamate receptor clustering; cell-cell adhesion
Cellular component (GO): neuromuscular junction; postsynaptic density membrane; basolateral plasma membrane
Molecular function (GO): ionotropic glutamate receptor binding; protein kinase binding
Source: RefSeq, a predicted model, not a curated record
AUGUCUCUGCCUGUCAGGAAUUUAAAGUGUCUCUCGCCGGUCAUGUGCCAGUGUAAGGUCAUCUGCAGCAACCGGACGCUCUCUCUCAUGUUCGGGUGCAAGAAGUACAGGUACCAGGAUGAGGAGACGCCCCCCUUGGAGCACAGUCCAGCACAUCUGGCUCCAGGGAAAAGUGCCGAGAUGCUUCACAUGAGUGACAAGAACCUCGCUGCCAUGGAGGCCAUACAUGGCUACACACCACACACACAUAUCUCCCCUGUCAAGCCUGUGUUGAUGUCUACGGGACACACUCCAAUGUACACCUCUGCUGUUUCCACACUGGGAAAUACUCCUCCAGUGGUGGUGAACACCGACACACUCGAUGGCUCCCCAUAUGUGAAUGGCACAGAAGGGGAAAUCGAAUAUGAGGAGAUCACACUGGAGAGAGGUAACUCAGGCCUGGGCUUCAGCAUAGCAGGAGGAACAGACAACCCUCACGUGGGCGACGACCCCAGCAUCUUCAUCACCAAAAUCAUACCUGGAGGAGCUGCGGCUCAGGAUGGACGGCUGAGUGUGAAUGACUGCAUCCUAUUUGUGAAUGAUGUCGAUGUGAGAGAGGUGACACACAGCCAAGCUGUGGAGGCCCUUAAGGAGGCAGGUGCUAUCGUCCGCCUCUAUGUUCUCCGCAGAAAACCAGCAGCAGAGAAAGUCACCGAAAUCAAACUCAUCAAAGGGCCUAAAGGAUUAGGUUUCAGCAUUGCUGGAGGGGUGGGAAACCAGCACAUACCCGGAGAUAACAGCAUCUAUGUCACCAAAAUCAUCGAAGGCGGAGCAGCUCAUAAAGAUGGGCGUCUGCAGAUCGGAGACAAGAUCUUAGCGGUGAACAACGUGUGUCUUGAGGAUGUGAUGCACGAGGAUGCGGUGGGGGCUCUGAAGAACACAGCCGAGGUGGUGUACCUCAGGGUGGCCAAGCCCAACAACCUGUUCCUGACCAACUCCUACAACCCUCCGGACCUCACCAGCACAUAUUCCCAAAUGGACACUGAGCUCAGCCACCCCAACUAUCUUGGGUCAGACUACCCACAAGCUCUCACUCCCACCUCACCAAGUCGGUUUUCUCCCGUUCUGCAUGGCAUGAUGGGAGAUGAUGACAUCCCCAGGGACCCUCGCAGAGUUAUGAUCCACCGAGGCUCCACUGGUCUGGGAUUCAACAUUGUCGGAGGAGAGGACGGAGAGGGAAUCUUUAUCUCUUUCAUCCUGGCAGGAGGGCCAGCUGACCUCAGCGGAGAGCUGCACAAGGGCGAUCAGAUCCUCAGUGUGAAUGGCGUGGACCUGCGUAUGGCCACACACGAACAGGCAGCUGCAGCAUUGAAGAACGCUGGCCAGACGGUGACCAUCAUCGCUCAGUACAGACCCGAUGAGUACAGUCGUUUCGAGGCUAAGAUCCAUGACUUGAGGGAACAGCUCAUGAACAGCAGUAUGGGCUCUGGGACUACGACGCUAAGGAGCAACCCAAAGAGAGGCUUCUACAUCAGGGCUCUUUUUGACUACGACAAGACUGCGGACUGCGGCUUCCUCAGUCAGGCAUUAGGCUUCAAGUUUGGGGAUGUGCUGCACGUGUUGGACUGCGGAGACGAGGAGUGGUGGCAGGCCCGUAAGGUCAGCCCCCAGAACGAGGCUGAGGAGGUUGGCUUCAUCCCGAGCAAGCACAGGUCAGACUUUUCCCUGGUGGAAAGAAAAGAGUGGUCUCGUGUUAACACCAAAGAGAGGGACCAUGGCCGAGACAGCUUGGGCACUCAAGGGAGAGAUAAAACCUCACAUAGUUAUGAGACAGUCACCCAAGUGGAAGUUCAUUAUGCGAGGCCCAUCAUCAUCCUGGGUCCUGUGAAAGACAGGAUAAAUGAUGACCUGUUGUCUGAGUUUCCUGAUAAGUUUGGAUCUUGUGUCCCACACACCACGCGGCCCAAGAGGGAGUAUGAAGUGGACGGGCGGGACUAUCACUUUGUGUCGUCACGGGAACAGAUGGAGAAGGACAUCCAGAGCCAUCGGUUCAUCGAGGCGGGCCAGUACAACAGUCACCUGUAUGGCACCAGUGUCCAGAGUGUCCGUGAGGUGGCUGAGCAGCAAGGGAAACACUGCAUCCUGGAUGUAUCAGCCAACGCUGUGCGCAGACUACAAGCAGCUCAGCUUCAUCCCAUCGCCAUCUUUGUCCGGCCCAAAUCACUGGAGAAUGUCCUAGAGAUCAACACUCGCCUGACGGAGGAACAGGCCAGGAAAGGAAUGGACCGAGCCCUCAAACUAGAACAAGACUUCAUAGAGUGUUUCUCGGCUGUCGUGGAAGGGGACAGCUUUGAAGAGGUCUAUCACAAAGUAAAGACAGUGAUCGAGGAGCAAUCAGGGCCUUACAUCUGGAUCCCCACCCGGGAGAGGCUGUGA